This is a messenger RNA of Ilex paraguariensis (yerba mate), 2471 nucleotides long. NCBI's taxonomy places the organism in Eukaryota, Viridiplantae, Streptophyta, Magnoliopsida, Aquifoliales, Aquifoliaceae. The record is from the annotation of a GenBank genome assembly.
UCUCUCUCUCUCUCACAAUCACACACUACAGCAUCAACACCCGCACACACUACAACAUCAACACCGUUGCACACACAACUGUCUCUCUCCUGCAUGUCCUUGAACAAAAACAAGCUUGCCAACCAUGAAAACAAAUACCCACCAAAAUCACACCACCACCACCACUAAUGGCUACUACGCCACCGAAUCCAACAACAACUCUGUACUCCCACAUUGCCGCCGGAGACCUCAAAACGGAAAAUCUCACUCUCAGGACUCCAGGCGUGAAAAUUCCGUUGCCGGGAUAUUCCUGCGGCGAAACCUCCUUAAAUACUUCCUCCGCAAAAAACUCCUCAAGUACAUGCUGCUCUUGGCUCUUCUCUACUUUUCUGGUUUGUUCACAUGUGUGGGUCCCUUAUAUGAUUUUCUCCACCCUCCACUACCUGGGUCAGUCUACCGUAGUCAUGAGAUUUUUCAGCAGCUUUGGCAUCAGAUUAAGGCUGAUAAUUCAACUGGAAUUGAGUUGUCUGCUGUCUGGAGAUACAAAAGGAAGCUGAAAGAGCACAAACCCUGUCCAAACACAAUGGCUGGCAUACGUUUUGAGUCUCCUGGGACUGAGCUAUAUUUGAUGAUUGAGGCUAAUGGUGGCCUUAAUCAGCAGCGCGCAUCGAUCUGCAACGCAGUGGCUGUGGCUGGGCUGUUGAAUGCGACUCUGGUGAUCCCUAGGUUUUAUUAUCAUAGUGUUUGGAAGGAUCAAAGUAACUUUAGUGAUAUUUACAAUGAGGACCAUUUCAUAACAACGCUUGAGGGCUACAUGAAAGUGGUGCGGGAGCUGCCUGAUGAAUUAAUGGAAAGAUACGAUUUUAACAUCAGUAAUAUACCAGUCUUCCAAGUCCCAGCUUGGGCUCCUACCAGAUACUACUUGGAAGAAGUUUAUCCUGUCUUACGUGUGCAAGGGUUUAUCUAUAUUACUCCCUUUGCGAAUAGAUUGGCAAUGAGUGUUCCACCUCACAUUCAAUUUCUGAGAUGCCUUGCCAAUUAUGAAGCAUUGAGAUUCUCUUUACCCAUUUCAACCCUUGGAAAGAAAUUAAUCGACAGAAUGAUUGAGAGGAGCGCAAAUUCUGGUGGGAAGUAUAUUUCCAUCCACCUUCGAUUUGAGGAGGAUAUGGUGGCCUUUUCAUGUUGUGUAUAUGAUAGAGGAGAGGCUGAAAAGGCUGAUAUGGAUGUAAUACGUGAAAAAGGCUGGCGAGGCAAGUUCACUCGGAAAGGCCGUGUAAUUGACCCUGCUCUCAAUCGUGUCACUGGAAAGUGCCCUAUGACCCCUUUGGAGGUUGGGAUGAUGCUAAGAGCUAUGGGAUUUGCCAACAACACACCAAUAUAUUUGGCAUCUGGGAAAAUUUACCAGUCAGAGAGAAAUCUCGCCCCUUUAUUUAAUAUGUUUCCUCUCCUACAGACAAAGGAGUCACUUGCAAGCCCAGAUGAGCUUGCUUUGUUUCAGGGCUAUUCUUCAAGGUUGGCUGCUUUGGACUACAUGGUAUGCUUGUUGAGUGAAGUAUUUGUAACCACUCAAGGUGGAAACUUUCCACAUUUUUUGAUGGGUCACCGAAGAUUCCUCUACAAUGGACAUGCUAAAACCAUCAACCCUGAUAAACGCAAGCUUGUUGUUUUACUGCACAACACAAGCAUCAGUUGGCAAGAUUUGAAAGAUCAAAUGGGAGCAAUGCUAGCUGAAAGCGACCGCAAGGGUUUAAUGGUACCUAGAGUUAAGAAAUACGACAGAAAGACCUCUAUCUAUUCAAAUCCAUUGCCGGGAUGCAGGUGUCUAUGGCAAUCACAAAACUCAUCACUCAAAUGGACCAAUAUUUCCCACAUCAAUCAAUGAAUUUGAACCCGCGAAGUGAAAACUGGCUCAUGCUACAGUUCCUUCUCACUUGUGCAGCCUUCAGUUUUACACUGGAAUUACAAUUUUUCCCCAGGGGGAGCGGUGGUCAUUGAUCCUACACUUCUUAAUACCCCAGACGCCACAAGGCUGCCAUAGAUAGUAGUGCAUGUAAGUUGAAGAGUUGUGAAUCGUGGUUUGGUGAGGAAUUCCUUCUUGGGCAUUUUUCCUUUUUUGGCAUUCAGCAGAUAGAUUUUCAAACUCUAGCCUGAUUCAGUUAUAGAUAUGCUCGGCUUUGAAGAUACUUGGUCAUUUUGAUGUGGGAAAGUUGCUCUUGAUCUUGAAUGGAGAGCAUAAGCUGAGUUUGGUCUAGAACGUCUGAGGUUGACAGAAUCUUUGAGUUUUUCUUUCCAAUCUAGGAACCAAAAAUCAAGUGUAAAUGGUUAAGCAAUUUUGCAAUUUUUUGCUUUACAAAUUCCUUGUCUUUGAAUUCUUAACAUCCGUGCUAAUGGACCUUUGCAAUAGUUAAAGUACAUUGUUUCCUAGGUAGCCGAAUUCGUGGGAGAUGAAUCAAGAAAAAGGGGUUACCAAAAAGGAAUAAGAGAGCUUGGAG